Molecule: messenger RNA, 1098 nt
Organism: Penaeus indicus
Lineage: Eukaryota; Metazoa; Arthropoda; Malacostraca; Decapoda; Penaeidae
Exons: 3
Coding region: 1-1098 (365 amino acids)
Source: RefSeq, a predicted model, not a curated record
AUGUUGCCCACUUCCUGCCCACCUCCUGCCUACCUCCAGCCCACCUCCUGCCCACCUCCUGCCCACCUCCAGCCCACCUACUGCCCUACUCCUGCCUACCUCCAGCCCACCUCCUGCCCACUUCCACCUGCCCACUUCUUGCCCACUUCCUGCCCACCCCCAGCCCGCCUGCCCACCUCCAGCCCACUUCCUGCCUACCUCCUGCCCACCUCCUGUCCACUUCCUGCCCACCUGCCCACCUCCAGCCCACCUCCUGCCCACUUCCUGCCCACCUCCAGCCCACUUCCACCUGCCCACUUCCUGCCCACCUCCUGUCCACUUCCUGCCCACCCCCAGCCCGCCUGCCCACCUCCUGCCCACUUCCUGCCCACCUCCUGCCCACCCCCAGCCCGCCUGCCCACCUCCAGCCCACUUCCACCUGCCCACCUCUUGCCCACCUCCAGCCCACUUCCACCUGCCCACUUCCUGCCUACCUCCUGCCCACCUCCUGCCCACCUCCUGUCCACCUCCUGCCCACCCCCAGCCCGCCUGCCCACCUCCAGCCCACUUCCACCUGCCCACUUCCUGCCUACCUCCUGCCCACCUCCUGCCCACCUCCUGCCCACUUCCUGCCCACCUCCUGCCCACCUCCAGCCCGCCUGCCCACCUCCAGCCCACUUCCACCUGCCCACCUCUUGCCCACCUCCAGCCCACUUCCACCUGCCCACUUCCUGCCUACCUCCUGCCCACCUCCUGCCCACCUCCUGCCCACUUCCUGCCCACCUCCUGCCCACCCCCAGCCCGCCUGCCCACUCCAGCCCACCAGCCCAUUUCCUGCCCACCUCCUGCCCACUUCCAGCCCACCUCCUGCCCACCUACAGCCCACCUCCAGCCCAUUUCCUGCCCACCUCCAGCCCACCUACAGCCCACUUCCUGCCCACCUCCAGCCCACUUCCACCUGCCCACCUCCUGCCGACUUCCUGCCCACCUCCAGCCCACUUCCACCUGCCCACCUCCAGCCCACAUCCUGCCCACCCUGAGCCUAUUCUUGCCUCACUGAUCCACAUCACGUUGUAUCCUGUUAUAUCAUAUCAUAUCCGAUUACGUAACAUUAUAUAA